Truncatella angustata is the source of this 462-nucleotide messenger RNA. RefSeq lists its product as uncharacterized. The transcript is spliced from 3 exons. Bases 1 to 462 code for a protein of 153 amino acids. NCBI's taxonomy places the organism in Eukaryota, Fungi, Ascomycota, Sordariomycetes, Amphisphaeriales, Sporocadaceae. The record is from RefSeq and is a predicted model, not a curated record.
AUGCAGAUCUUCGGCACAAUCAUGGGCGCUGCCCUCAUUGCCACCGGUGUCUCUGCCCAGCAAGCUGUCGUCAAGAACAACUGCCAGUCCAACGUCUACGUCCAGUCGUUCCCCUAUGACGGCAGCGCCAGCGGCCCUCUCACCACCGUCGCGCCCGGACAGUCCUUCUCCGAGGAUUUCCACACGGCCGGAUCUACCGUCAAGGUCGCCACCACAAAGACUCUGGACAGCCCGCUGUUCUUCGGCUACUCUUUCACCUCGAACCCAGACUACGCUUACUACGAGUUGAGCACCGAGUGGGGCAACCCCUUCGCCAACUCGCACAACAUCCUGACUCCCGGCGAUGGGUGCAAGAUCUUUGACUGUGCCGCCGGCCAGGCAGACUGCUACAGCACGCCUGCACACAAGAUCGUGUACGGCUGCCCUCAGCCCGUCAACUUGGAGGCCGAGCUCUGCGUGUAA